This is a messenger RNA of Fusarium graminearum PH-1, 1902 nucleotides long. RefSeq lists its product as uncharacterized. Lineage: Eukaryota; Fungi; Ascomycota; Sordariomycetes; Hypocreales; Nectriaceae. Bases 1 to 1902 code for a protein of 633 amino acids. The transcript is spliced from 6 exons. The record is from RefSeq and is a predicted model, not a curated record.
AUGUCAUACAACGCGGUGGCGGGACAUUAUCGUAGGGUUCCAAGGGAGGCUGAGACAUUCGCCCUUCAAGAGAUAUUUAGGUACACAAUCAUCAUUGGCUUCCAUGUGCAGUUCUUGGUUAUUUCAUCACAACCGGUAUCAUUUUACAACCGCAAGUCCCAGCAAAGAGAGAUGGAGUUGCCAUUAUCAAGGAUAAUUUCCACUGUUUUCGCUAUCCUCUUUGUCAUUUUCGUUUCCCUCAAGACCUUAUUCCCAGGCGACGACCCUUACCGCUGUCGUGCUGUUCAACAAACCGGCCGCUGGAUUGAUCCACCGGACGAGGAAGGACAUCGAUAUCCUUUUCGUCAGUGGCAACCGGAUGGAUGUAUCUUUCACGAUUAUGACUCAAAAGGUAUUCGUCAAUGCACCGAAGGCCGACGUAUAGUCGUCGUAGGCGACUCGACAUCCCGACAUGUCGCCUACGCUUUCGCCCGUUUGAUCAACAGGGAACAGUUUUACCACGAUAAAAACGGCACGGUAUUCCCUUAUCUACGCGACAGUGUCAACUUGACCUACCAUGGCCAGAUGAUCCAGCGAAUCUCCAACGUUUUCCUUGAGAGCCACGGUGAUCCGCUCCAGGAGAAAGGAGGCUUUGUUACAAAUCUCGAUUUGUACGCCGACGAUAAGAUGAACCCACCCACUAUCGACGAUCAAGAAGGACCUGCUAUACUCUAUGUGGCGGGUGGUCUUUGGUUCACGAAUCAUAAAGGAAACGCCACGAGACAUGUUCCAUGGGACACACGUUUCGACGAAUACAAGGCCCGAAUAAAUCAGCUGUCCAAGUUUAUCAACGACAAUACACCAGAUCAAGACCCAUUCACUGCUCCUAUGGAUUCACGUGACGGCAUUGGUAAUCAGAUCUUUUACGGACCUCCUUCAGGACCUUGCUAUCAAGGCGACGUUCCCAAAUCAAUCAUAAGCAGUGCGAGACGAGCUUCGGAGGUCAUCGACAUUCAGAACUGGCUUCGCGAUACAGAAGAUGAAAGGCGAAUCCCUGUCUUAUGGUCUAUCGUUGGCGUCACUAUUGGUCAGAACAAAACAUGGAUUGAUCCUCUCUCCAAAGCAGCCCACGUCAUUGACCAGGUUGCCGAGACCAGGGCCAACAUUGUCCUCAAUCUGAGAUGCAAUGCUAAACUUGAUCGCAUGAGACGAUCUCCCCAUGGCGGGACUUGCUGUACCGACUAUGGCGUCACCCAAUACCGGAUCAUUAUCGCUGUUGUCGGUAUUGUCUACCUGUCUGCAUGUGUUAUGAUGGCAAAGAGUAGCAAGCUUUGGGAGGUUGACGGCUUUGCAAUUCUCUGUGCUGCCUGCCUUCUUCCUUUGCUUGUCACAAUUCGGCGUACGCGACCAAAGUCCCAUCAGCACCUACCUUCAACAGAAGACGAGACAUCCGAAAAGUUACUUCCAGAGAACCCAGAGCUAGAAGAGAACUACCAGCAAGAUGAGCCAUUCCUUUCUCGCACACAGACAGAAGAAUGGAAGGGGUGGAUGCAAUGCUUCGUCCUCAUCUACCAAUGGACCGGAGCUGAUCAAGGUCCUAUUUCUCUCUAUAUUCUCUUCCGCCUUUGCAUCGCCGCCUACAUGUUCCAGACCGGUUACGGUCAUGCCGUCUAUUUCAUCACAACCAGCGACUUCUCGUUGAAGCGUGUAUGCAACAGCGAUACACAAAUGGUAGUGGCCAAAGUGUGCAUCUCCGGUGUUUUAGUGUUUGCGAUGUUCGUGACUCCACUUCCAAGGUGGAUCUUCAACCUGUUUGAGAUCAUCUUCAACAUCCAGUGGAGCGCAGAUCAGUGGAUACGCUACGCCACGCUCGAUAUGUUCAUUGUCUAUAUCGGGCUCAACAUUGAGCCAGAGUUCUUAUGA